This is a messenger RNA of Caenorhabditis briggsae, 885 nucleotides long. RefSeq names its product Protein CBR-TRY-1 (gene Cbr-try-1). The record is from RefSeq and is a predicted model, not a curated record. Gene Ontology annotation, biological process: proteolysis. Bases 1 to 885 code for a protein of 294 amino acids. NCBI's taxonomy places the organism in Eukaryota, Metazoa, Nematoda, Chromadorea, Rhabditida, Rhabditidae. Gene Ontology annotation, molecular function: serine-type endopeptidase activity. The transcript is spliced from 5 exons.
AUGGGACCGUACUGCCGAUUAGUUGUCUUCAUUGUGAUAAUCGGCACAGUGAACACAAUCAACGAGAAGGAAUACACUCUUGACGACGAAUGCGGACAACAUUCGACGAAUCUUGAGUUGGCUCAAGGGAGAUCCGCGCAGGAACCAGCGGAUUAUGUGACUUUGGAUCAUCGUCUGAUCGGGGGGUCAGAGACACGACCGCACGCAUGGCCAUGGACUGUGCAACUUCUUUCUAGACUCGGACAACACAGAUGCGGUGGCUCUUUAAUCGACCCCAAUUUCGUGCUCACGGCAGCGCACUGUUUUGCGAAAGACCGACGACCGACAUCUUAUUCUGUUCGAGUGGGAGGUCACAGAUCUGGGUCAGGGAGUCCUCAUCGUGUCACUGCAGUUUCGAUACACCCGUGGUACAACAUAGGAUUUCCCAGCUCCUACGAUUUCGCAAUUAUGAGAAUUCAUCCACCCGUCAACACAUCUACCACAGCAAGACCAAUAUGUUUACCACGUCUACCCGCCAUUGAAAAUCGUCUGUGCAUAGUCACUGGUUGGGGAUCUACUCUUGAGGGCAGCUCUGCAUCUGCACCAACAUUGCGAGAGAUUCAUGUUCCCCUCUUAUCCACUCUCUUCUGCAGCAGUCUUCCGAACUACAUAGGACGCAUACAUUUGCCGUCAAUGUUAUGUGCUGGAUACAGUUAUGGGAAAAUCGAUUCUUGUCAGGGUGACAGCGGCGGACCGUUAAUGUGUGCUCGUGAUGGUCACUGGGAGCUCACAGGCGUCGUUAGUUGGGGAAUCGGAUGUGCUCGACCCGGAAUGCCAGGAGUUUAUGGAAACGUGCAUGCGGCAUCAACAUGGAUCAAUUUGGAAAUGAGCAGACUUCGAAUCUAA